Messenger RNA from Heterostelium album PN500, 2832 nucleotides. Its product is annotated as small MutS related family protein. Gene Ontology annotation, molecular function: ubiquitin binding. Lineage: Eukaryota; Evosea; Eumycetozoa; Acytosteliales; Acytosteliaceae. The transcript is spliced from 2 exons. Bases 1 to 2832 code for a protein of 943 amino acids. The record is from RefSeq and is a predicted model, not a curated record.
AUGAGUAAUAAUAGUCCUUAUUUAGGUGGUAAACCACCUAAAUUGCCGGAUCAAUCACAUUAUAUGUAUCCUAUAUCGAGAGACUACUUUCCUGAUAUGUCAAUCGAUGAAUCAUCUUUUGAAAAGUUCUAUCAAAGAAAUUCACCAAAGUCGAUGAUGUCUUCACCUACAACAACUACAACAACAACCACCACCAAUACUACUGUUAAAAACAAUAUGUACAUUCAACCGCAACCGCAACCGCAACAACAGCAACAGUAUCAAUAUCAACGUCAAUAUCCAUCACAGCAACACCAACAACAACAACAGAUGAGCAAUAAUCAAUACCCAUCACAGAAGCAACAACAACAACAACAACAGAAUAGCAAUAAUCCAUAUUCAUCAAAUAAACAACAGCAACAACAACAACAAAAAGAACAACAGCAACAACAGAUACAAACACCAGAACCAGAAGUAAUACAAAUCGAUAAGAACUCAAUGGAUUUCUUGGUAACAUUGUUACCGGACAUUGAAUUUGAUACUUUGGAGUGUAUGUUGAUCGAAUUCAAAGGAGAUGUGUCAAAGGUUGUACAGACAAUGUUAGAGUUUCAUUAUGACGAUAGUAACAAUGGUGAUGAUAGUGGUGCCUUCCCUGACUAUCCAUCUGAUAUGUCUAAAUUAGAGAAACUGUCAAUCUCUGAUGAUGAUUAUUCAUCAACUACAACAACAACAACAACCAGCACAUCCAAUAAUAACCAUAUCAAUGGUAAUAACAAGAAUUACAACAAAGAUUACAAUAAAAAUUAUAAUAAGAACUAUAAUAAUAAUAACAAUAAUAAUAAUAAUAAUAAUAACAACAAUAAUAAUAAUAGUAAUAGUAAUAAUAAUAAUAAUAAUAAUACUGUAUUAUCAGCAUCAGCAAAGAAGAGAUUAAAAAAGAAAGAAAAAGAAAAACAAAAAGCAUUGGAACAACAACUGCAGAUGCAACAAUUGUAUGGAGUACCGGAUGCAUAUCAAAUUGGAGCGGCAGAGGGUAGUAGUUAUGAUUAUGGUACUCCAGUAGCUGAAGUUCCCGAAGUAGUUGAAGAACCCACAGUAGAUCAGCAGCCAGUAUCGACAAGUGAAUCAAACUAUCCAGAGAUGAUACGUCAACUUCAAGAGCUUUUCGUUGAUUUCUCACGACUUGACAUUGCCUUGGUAUUGGAGAUGAACGGUUUCGAUAUCGAGAAAGCAUCCAAUGCAUUGCUAGAUGAAAGUAUUGUCAUUGUAUUAAGUGAACAUAAACAACAGAUGCAGUUAAAGAAAGAACAAGAUUUGAUUGCUCAACAACAGAAACAACAACAGCUGCAACAACAACAACAACAACAGCAACAGCAACAGCAACAACAACAAUUAAAGCAACAACAACAACAACAACCAAAGAAAGAAGUACCAAAACAACAACAACCAAAUAAUAAUAAGGUUAAAACACCUGUACCAUUAAUCAAUCAGAAGAACAAACAACAACAGCAACAACAACAAUCUAGACCAACUGAAAGUCUUGAUGAUAUUAUCAAAGAGCAAAAGGCAAAGAGUGCAAAUGAAGUUAGUUCACCAUAUAAAUAUGUACAUACAACAACCACUAAAGGUAAUAAGACAAAACAACAAUUGCUACAACAAGAGCUUGAGGAAAAGAAUGCAUUGGUAGAUGAGGAUUUCGGUGAUGUUCAUGCAGAUGAUAUAUUGGAGAUGGCCAAGAUGAAGAAGAAAUCAAAGGCUGACGACAAGAAGUUAAAUAUUCUCUUGAAGGAAUUCUCAUUGUUGGAGCCAGAGCUUAUUCGGUCUAUCUACGCUCAAACCAACAAUAACUUCCAGUCAUCAUGGCGUUCUCUCAGUGAAAUGAGCAAACAAGAGUUGGGUGGUGCUCAAGUCAAGAACUUGGCAACAAAGAUCAAGCAGCAACAACAGCAACAACAACAAACCGAUGUAUUAAAGAAAAUCAACCAUACAAAUAAUACCAACAAUACAAACAACAAUACCAACAACAAUAUUAAUAAUAUUAAUAAUAACAAUAUUAACAAUAACGGUAAUUUUUCACCAUUGCCUUUGGACCAGAUUCAACAACAACAGAUGCAACAACAACAGAUGCAGUAUCAACAACAGAUGCAACAGAUGCAAUAUUUGAAUUAUAACCAACAUAUGCAAUAUCAACAGCAGAUGCAAUAUCAACAACAGAUGCAACAGUUACAAGAUAGAGUCAAUAUUAUUCCAACCGGUCCAAACAAGGUUGAGAUCUAUGCAGGUGAAAAGAAUGAGGCUGAUGCUAAGUUCCAAAGAGUGCAGCCAACUUCUCCGAUCAACAAAUCCAAGCAGAAGAAUAAAAAUACCGAUAUGAACAGGAAGGAUUAUCAACAAUACCGUGCAGAGGCAAAUCGUUAUGCUGCUCUAAGAAAUACAUUCUUCCAACAAGCUGCCGCGGCAUACAUGGCUGGAAAGGCAGCAGAAGCCAGAGGUUUAUCUGAACAAGGUAGAUACUACGACCGUUUAGUAAAGGAAUGUAAUGCAAAUGCAUCCAAUCAAAUUUUCUUAUCAUGUAAUUCACGUAUUGGAGAUUCAUUAAAGAUCGAUUUACAUGGUUUGCAUGUCACAGAGGCUUUGGAGAUGGUCAGUCAGAUUUUGGAUGUUCACACCAAUGGCGAGUAUCAAGGAAAUGAAGAGAGACCAAAAACCAUUGAGUUUAUAUGCGGACUUGGAAAUCACAGUCAAGGUGGUGUCGCCAAAAUUAAACCUGCUUUAAUUUCAUUGUUGAAAGAAUGUAAACUUACUUUCCAAGAUCAAGGUGGUCUAUUAGUGGUUCAUCUUAGAAAUAGAUAA